Molecule: messenger RNA, 1379 nt
Organism: Triticum urartu
Lineage: Eukaryota; Viridiplantae; Streptophyta; Magnoliopsida; Poales; Poaceae
Product: glyceraldehyde-3-phosphate dehydrogenase 1, cytosolic
Biological process (GO): glucose metabolic process; glycolytic process
Cellular component (GO): cytosol
Molecular function (GO): NADP binding; NAD binding; glyceraldehyde-3-phosphate dehydrogenase (NAD+) (phosphorylating) activity
Source: RefSeq, a predicted model, not a curated record
CCACUUCGCCUUUUCCUCUCCAGGCUUUAUAAAACCAGCGGCUUAAACCCUCCCCACCUCUCCAUAUCAGCUUCCAGACACUUCUCCCGUCCCGUCCCCAGCCAACCUCCCAUCCCCGUCUCGCGUCGCAGCGGCAGUUCCACUCCCUCGCCAUGGGCAAGAUUAAGAUCGGAAUCAACGGUUUCGGAAGGAUCGGGAGGCUCGUCGCCAGGGUCGCCCUCCAGAGCGACGAUGUCGAGCUCGUCGCCGUCAACGACCCAUUUAUCACCACCGAGUACAUGACCUACAUGUUCAAGUACGACACCGUUCACGGCCACUGGAAGCACAGUGACAUCAAGCUCAAGGACGACAAGACGCUGCUCUUUGGCGAGAAGCCAGUUACCGUCUUCGGCGUCAGGAACCCUGAGGAGAUCCCGUGGGGUGAGGCUGGUGCCGAUUACGUUGUGGAGUCCACCGGUGUCUUCACUGACAAGGACAAGGCCGCUGCUCACUUGAAGGGUGGUGCCAAGAAGGUGGUCAUCUCUGCCCCAAGCAAAGAUGCCCCUAUGUUUGUGGUUGGUGUCAAUGAGGACAAGUACACCUCAGACGUUAACAUUGUCUCAAAUGCUAGCUGCACCACUAACUGCCUUGCUCCCCUAGCAAAGAUCAUUAAUGACAACUUCGGUAUUAUUGAGGGUUUGAUGACCACUGUUCAUGCCAUCACUGCCACACAGAAGACCGUUGAUGGUCCCUCGAGCAAGGACUGGAGAGGUGGCAGGGCCGCAAGCUUUAACAUCAUUCCCAGCAGCACUGGUGCUGCCAAGGCUGUUGGCAAGGUUCUUCCUGAGCUGAAUGGCAAGCUUACCGGUAUGUCUUUCCGGGUUCCCACUGUGGAUGUGUCAGUUGUUGAUCUCACUGUUAGAACCGAGAAGGCUGCAUCAUACGAUGACAUCAAGAAGGCUAUCAAGGCUGCAUCUGAGGGAAAACUCAAGGGGAUCAUGGGUUAUGUCGAGGAAGAUUUGGUCUCCACUGACUUUGUCGGUGACAGCAGGUCGAGCAUCUUUGAUGCCAAGGCUGGAAUUGCUCUGAACGACCAUUUCGUCAAGCUCGUCUCGUGGUACGACAACGAGUGGGGUUACAGCAACCGCGUUGUCGAUCUGAUCCGCCACAUGGCCAAGACUCAGUAGAGCGUUCUGAUUUCCUUUGGUCAGAGGUGUCCCUGCUUUGUCUAUGCGAAGAAUAAAUGUGGAUGGUGUCGCCAGACGACGCCUGGUUCAUGUUAGUUGGACAUGAGUUACCUUCUGUUUUCCGCAUCAACUAGUACUAUCUGUAAUGGAGUUGCUAAUCAAGUACUCUUUUUUGGUUGUGGUUUGUGAAGAUUAUAUAAAUCGUUCAGUCCA